Molecule: messenger RNA, 1167 nt
Organism: Aspergillus udagawae
Lineage: Eukaryota; Fungi; Ascomycota; Eurotiomycetes; Eurotiales; Aspergillaceae
Exons: 6
Coding region: 1-1167 (388 amino acids)
Molecular function (GO): FAD binding
Source: RefSeq, a predicted model, not a curated record
AUGACAGUGCCAGUCCCCGACUUCCACGUUAUCAUCAUCGGAGCCGGUGCAACCGGCCUCCUCAUCGCACAGGGUCUAAAAGAGGCCGGCAUCGCAUAUACAAUCUACGAACAGCACGAUGAGGAGACCUACGCUCGGCGCGCAGGACAAUGGACCAUGGCUCUGCACUCGGCCCGGCCGUAUCUCGAGUCAAUCCUGCCUCCUGUGCUCCGUGCAAAACUGAACUCCGUAACGACGAAUCCCUGGUCCGAGCCAGACCCUGCUAUUGCGGCUGCUAUUCCGUUUGUGAAUGGCGCCACUGGCGAGCUGAUGGCGAAGAUUCCAAUGCCGAGUCCGAAGCGCCUUAUCCGGGGGAAGCUGCGUGAACUCUUAAGGACGGGUGUGGAGGUUAGAUUCGGGAUGAGGUUGACCGACGUCCGGGUGGAGGAUGAUGGGGUCGCUGCUGUUUUCGAUGGGGAAGUGGUUAGGGGGAGUGUGCUUGUUGGAGCGGAUGGACCGCGAAGUGUGGUGCGAGGGCGACUCGUCGAUGCCAAGGCUGCGGCAUUGCAAAAGCCGAACAUCAUGGUUUUUAAUGCCUUCCCGACGUUCCCUAGAGAGCAAGCCCUCUUCAUCCAUGCGAAAUCCCACCCAAUUGUGCAGCUUGCUCCCCAUCCGCACCAGCAGACAAGUCUCUUCUCCAACGGUAUGUGCUCAUUCCCUGCCAACGACGAAACUGACGAGUUAGUGGCCAACGUGGUCGACCCUGCUCGGCCGGAAACAUGGGUAUUUCACUAUUGCCUCUCGAUCUGGACGGCCGAGGACGCCCCAGAAAAUGUGGAGGCGCGCCGCGCACUGUUCAAACACUACAUGAGCCGAUACUGCGAGCCGUACAAGUCGGCCGGUGAAUGGUUGAGUCAGGAUACACCAAUAUUAGCCGAGAAGGGGCUGAACACCGCCUUUGAAGACGUGAAGCGCUUCCUUGACGCCAUCGUCAAGGUUGUACACCACGGCGCGGAUAUCCAGACGGAGAUGGACGGCUACGAUGAGUCGGCGUAUACGCGUGGCAAGCGGGAUAUAGACUUGUCGGCGAAGCAGAUGUACGCGUAUCAUCACUGGGAGGAGAUAAUGACUAGUCCGUUGAUGAAGGGGGGAUACGGUACCUCAAGCAAUAGUUCCGCCACCAAUUAA